AUGGAAGACUCAGAUAAAGGUGUAACUCUACAGAGCAUCGUAACCCUGGGCUUGUUGGAAGACUCAGAUAAGGGGCCAGACAAAGUUCGCAAACGUUAUCGGAAAAAACCCGCGUUUCACCGGCAAAAUGGGACGCAGCAAGAAGCCCACUCUAUCACUAACUCCAUAACCCCUUCUUGCCAAACAUCCGGACCAGGUUCAGAGUAA
Sphenostylis stenocarpa is the source of this 207-nucleotide messenger RNA. Lineage: Eukaryota; Viridiplantae; Streptophyta; Magnoliopsida; Fabales; Fabaceae. The record is from the annotation of a GenBank genome assembly.